CCUAGUCACACCCUGGCCUAACCAAAAUUGAGAAUAAAAGCCUCUCUAUGGCCAGGGCGUGACAGAUUAUCCAGCCACAUUUGUUCAAAAGAGCUUAUCUGAGAUCCAUUUUUCCUUUUCCUGAUAUAGAAUAUGUUAAUUACGUUUAGAAAGUAAAAUAUUUGGGGUGUAGUCAAGAACCAUAAAAACUGAAACAGUUUGUCAAAAUUAUAGAAAACCAGAACUGUCACUGUAAUGAUCGAAUGAGUCAUUACUAAUUAGCUGAUCAUUCCAUUCUCCACGAACCAUUAGUAGUGUUGGUGAUAAUAUGGGUGGUACUAUUUUGUACUGAGGAGAGAGACAUUUGCUGAGGACAUGGAAAACUCGAGGUGAUAGGCGAGGUGAUAGGGUGACAAUCUGCCAGUACCUGACUUACAUGGUAGCCAAUUAGAGUUUUACUGCUUUAAUAUAAUGCAUCAGAAGUGCAGUGCAUUCAACUAUGGUCGUAAACUUUACAGGUUUAAAACAAACAAGACACAACUUCCUGUGAUAAGAAGUUUCAUGCUGAGCAUCAGAAAAUGGGUACUAUCUGUUCGUAAGAAUCCAUGAUCACAUUAGUAUGUACUGUAGAAUACAACAUCCUACCUUUUCAACUGGGGACAUGCACCAACAAAGCUUAUUUUCAUGGCUCACAUAGCCAUAGACUAUAGGCCUAGUUCAUGGAAGAUGACAGCAAAUGAUAUAAAGCAGUAACACAUCAGGUUUAAAAGUUAAUAAUUGGCCUGGUCAUUUUCACAGGUGCUCUUUACAGUUAGAACAUGUUCCCAUGACGACAAGUUCCUCUUUUUGAAUGUGUAUUUUAAGGUUGCCGCUCACAAAAUAGCUGCCAGUUAGUGAGGGGUUCCAUUUGAAGCACCUGUGAUCAUUGCAAGGUCCUUACAGAUCUUUUUCUCAACUAUACAUACAAUAUAAUACAUUUUGAUAAUAACUUCUUUAAAUCUUAACCGGUGACCAUGCCUUCGUGUCACACAGACUGCAUUGAAAAAUCAGUGUCAAAUUGGUUUCAUAACCUUGGAGGUUUUGUUGGGAGAAAUCCAUGGUGGUUUCUACUUGUCCCUUUGUUCAUCUCUGCGGGGCUUGGGGCAGGAUUUUACUUCCUUGAAGAGAGAGAGGCGCAUGGCAUAGAGGACCAGUUUACUCCAAAGGACGGGCCUGCAAAACAGGAGAGACAUUUUGUCAAAGAACAUUUUCCCCAGAAUGAUUCAGAGUUCUCUCGUUUGCGGCUGUAUACCGAGGGGAGUUAUGGGUCUUUCAUCGCUGUUUCAAAGUCAUCCGAUAUCUUGAAUGAGAAGGCAUUUGAGGAGAUCAUAUAUUUAGAUGGAACAGUUAGAGAGAUGGUAGGCCAAAAAGGAAAAACUUAUGAAAACCUUUGUGCCAUGAAAAGUAACAGGUGCUUUUCAAAUGACAUGUUAGAUAUCAUUAAUGGCACAGCUAGUACAAUUAAGAAGGCAAACUUGACCUUUCCUUAUCAUAAUUCAACGUCAAACACCAUCUUUUUGGGGACAGAACUUGGUGGAGUAGUUUUGAAUUCAAGUAUCAUCGUUAGUGCAAAGGCUGUUCGACUCUUCUACUUUCUCAGAGAAAACAACAAGGCAGAAAAUGAUGAUUGGCUACAUGGGUUUACUCAAGUGUUUUCCAACUUGUCAGAUGAAUUGAAUAAGCGGCAGAUUCAAGUUUCAUACUUCACAUCUAAUUCUAGAGAGGAGGAGUUUAAGGAAAACUCCAAAUCUGUGAUUCCUCUCUUCUCCGUCACAUACUUCCUGGCCAUAAGUUUUUCAAUUGUAUCUUGCUUGAGGUUGGACUGUGUGAGGAACAAGGUGUGGGUGGCCAUCUUUGGUGCUCUAUCUGCAGGCCUAGCUGUGCUGUCCAGUUUCGGGUUGUUGCUGCUCUGCGGAAUGCCCUUUGCCAUGACUGUUGCAACUGCUCCUUUCUUAAUACUGGGAAUUGGUGUUGACGACAUGUUCAUCAUGAUUUCCUGCUGGCAGCAGACUCAAGUUCAUGAGAACGUAGAGGACCGUAUGGCAGCUACAUACAAAGAGGCAGCUGUCUCUAUCACCAUCACAACACUAACUGAUGCCGUGGCCUUCUAUAUUGGUCUGUUAACUCCCUUUCGUUCUGUACAAUCCUUUUGUAUGUAUACUGGCACAGCUGUCCUGUUCUGUUACUUGUACAAUAUUACCUUCUUUGGUGCAUUUCUGGCAUUGAAUGGGAGUCGUGAAAAGGGCAACAGACACUGGCUGACAUGCAUGAAGGUUCCAGAACCCCUGUCUCUUAUACACAUCUAG
This is a messenger RNA of Salvelinus sp. IW2-2015, 2324 nucleotides long. NCBI's taxonomy places the organism in Eukaryota, Metazoa, Chordata, Actinopteri, Salmoniformes, Salmonidae. The record is from RefSeq and is a predicted model, not a curated record.